Molecule: messenger RNA, 4032 nt
Organism: Trachemys scripta elegans
Lineage: Eukaryota; Metazoa; Chordata; Testudines; Emydidae
Product: dystroglycan-like
Exons: 5
Coding region: 37-4032 (1331 amino acids)
Biological process (GO): nerve development; muscle attachment; axon guidance
Cellular component (GO): sarcolemma; dystrophin-associated glycoprotein complex; dystroglycan complex
Molecular function (GO): laminin binding; calcium ion binding
Source: RefSeq, a predicted model, not a curated record
CUGGUUACCUCAGAGGCACAUACAUACAAUGUGAGAAUGGAUGCCUUGAGGAUACACAUUGGUACUGAUGACAGGCUUCUUGUCUCUGGGUCCCAUCUGCCCCUGGAGAGGCGAGUUUUACCAACACUACUACUUCUUGCACUGGUAUCUCUCUCAGGAAUCAUGCCUGCUGCGGUUGCCAAGGAAUCAAACAACAAAUGUGAGGAGAUCCAGAUCCUUCGAGGCAUCCCAGACACAAUAGCCUUUAUGGGGAAAGUAUUUUACUACCCAGUACCACCAUUUGCCUUUCAGGGAAAGAUAACCCAGUACAAGAUUACGUUGGCUAAUGGUGCAGAUUUGCCAAAAUGGUUGGAGUUCAAUCCUAACACAAGUACACUGCAAGGACUGCCAGUGAAUGAGGAGAAUGGAGACUACCACUUGAAUGUAGCCGCCCAUGAAGAUGGGUGUGUUCAGAAAACACCAAGAGCCAAUGUAAAUUUUACCCUUCGUGUUCAGGACAGCAUUCUGAUCCCAGAAAAGAAGACUGGCUUAAGUCACACGCCCAAGCGCAAUAUUAUCAGUUCUGAAAGAUGUACAAGGGACAGCUCUCUCACCUCUGCCGAGAUCAUCAUCCAUGCUGCGGCUGAAUUGCUGGAUGUUCAACAACGUCUCUCUCUGGUAUGCACCAUGGCAGAAUAUCUCCAUCUGGAUCCUACCUCAUUGGCCCUAAAUCCAUAUCAGGGUUUGAUACACAGAAGAGGAAGGAACCUAACAAUACUGGCUGAAGAUAUUAGACACGUCAGCUUCAUGGAAAGCCAUUACAUAGGACUCUACUGGCCCGUUGGAUGUGGAGUUUUUGCAAUGCUCUAUGAAUUAAUUCAAGUUCUAAGACACAAUGUUGAUUCACACCAUCUCUCACAGCUCUUAGGAUAUGAAAUUGCAGGCUGGAGAAUAAUUAAAAGAGAAGGAUUUGAAAGAAAACGUUCAGGAAGACAACGCAGACAGUUAAUGGUUACACCAACACCUACACUGAAAAUGACUGAAAUCAUGGCGAAACCAACUGGAGAAGAGGUCUUCACUACUUUGCCACCAAAUUCACUUGUUUACUUACACACAGACACUGUGGUAUCACCUAUUCAGACUUGGUUUUCCUUCCACAAAGCAAGCACAGCUGUCACCAGUUACAUUGAUCUCAUUCCACUUUUUGUAACAAGCCAAGUGAGUUUAGAAGCCUUAGAAAUGGGCCCAUCACAGAACUUUCUGAGUAAAAGACCAAUGUCUAGGACUAUUUUUCAAGACCUUUCUGCUUUUGCUUUUCCUGAACUUUCACCUUCUUUGAUAAUUACAGCAACCUCUCUUUCAACAGAAUUUAAGGGGCUGCAGAAUACAGUUUCCAGUAUGCCACUCUUCUUAGAGCAACCACAAUCUCACGUGCAAGAGUUGGAUGCAUUCUUGCAGUCUGGCAAAUCAGAGCCAUCAAGGCAUCAUUUUCUAUCUGUCCUUUCUUUUGACAUCACUGAGCCAACUGGUAAAGGCCAAUUUUCAAGACCCAUUUACACUUUAAUGACAGAAACACAUUAUGAAUGGCCUCUAAUCUCUCCAGAAGUAUCUCUUGUUAAGACAGCACCUCAAACACAUUCUCCAGAAGAAAUAUUAAUGACAUCGGUUUAUAGCCGUCAGGAGGAUGGCAUCUUUGGUUAUCCCCAUUUUCCUGAAUUUGGAAUACCAUCUAGUGCAAUCAUCUCUCCAGAAAAGCUGUCUUCAACAUCCAUAUUGACUUCAGGACAACUGACUACGUUAUUUGGUUUUACGCCUCCCAUUGAUGACAUGUUUCUACUUUUGUCAGGUGGUAGCCAUCUGAGUCAAGAGCUAUUUAAUGGCUAUGAAUACAUGUCUAAUUCUUUUAUGACUAUCCCACAGACAGACAGACUUCCAUUUACUGAAGAAGAAACCUCAGUUCCUUCUAUAAUCCACAUGGACACAUUGAUUUGGGAUAGAGAAUCCAACUUAAGCUAUGUUACCUCAAUAUUGGAUUCUUCUAUUUUAAGUAGCACUUUCCCCAGUGAUGCUGGACCUUCUCAUGAAACAAGUCUGACAGCGCAGUCCUAUCCUGAUAAUGCUCCAUUGCUUACUCUGCCUACAGAUUUUGCUGGCUUUGACAGCUCUGAGCUGUCCAGACCAACAAAGAUAUUUACUUCUUAUGACAGCAGCAAGCUCAGAACACAAAAUCAUUUUCCAAGCGCUUUACCUAGUGGCACAAAGGAUUUAAAUUCAGACAAAUCUCUUGGAACCAGAAUGAUUUUGCCAAACGUCACAGUGUUUACCCUGGAGUUGACUAAAAUGUCAACCAUCCCAUCCUACACUGCAGAAAUAUCUGUGAGAACUAUAUUUAAUGCUACUUCUCAUCUGUACAACAAUGCACAAGAGCUGGUACAGAUGUCAUCUUCAUUGGUCUACCAAGAUACAAGCAGCUUGCCAUUCUCCACAUAUGAAUCACUGCAAUCUACACACGUUGCAUGGGUUCGUCCUCUGUUUUCUGUGUCACAGGUGCCUCAGGACAUAACUCCAGGUAAUAUACACAAUUACUUUGGAAAGCACAAGCAUAACAAACUUCAGUCUCUCCCAAAUGCAGAGUGGUUCCUCCCUUCUAAUGUCAGCCAUAGUCAGAAGUUGGAACAUAGUUUUCUAGUCUUGCAAGAUCUCUCGGCCUCCCUGCACUUUCCAGAAUUCAGACAUCUCCUUCCUACUUCUUCAUGCUCCACCAUGGAAUUUAAAAUCUCUUGCCCCUCUGAUCUAAUCUCUGACUCUUCCCCAUGCAGGGUCUCCUCCAUCUGUACAGCAGUCCCGCUCGAGGACAAGGCUGGGGGUCAAACAAACACUUUCCCUAAAGUUGUUAACUCCAUUAAAUUCAUAACAGCAACUAUUGGAUGCAAGUUCCAUUUUUCAGUACCCGCUGACACAUUUUAUGAUCAGGAAGAUGGCAACUCAACUCAGUUGACCCUUGGAAUAAACCCAGUCGACGGCUCACCAUCAGGGCCAGAAAGCUGGCUUCAGUUUAAUGCGUCUCUCCAAGCCAUGUAUGGCUAUCCACUCAGUAUUGAUUUUCAAUAUUCACCUCAGGAGUUUGUACUAUCUGCCACAGAUUCAGGGGGUCUGACUGUUUGGGAACCUCUCAUCAUUGAGCUUUUGAGGCCCACCAACAUUCCAUGCCAUAUUUAUACCAUCAGAAUGAAAAAUAGUUACCACUCAUUCUUGAGAGAGAGAGAAAGGGUUGGUUUAUUCCUUGACAAGCUUUUUAAAUAUUUAAACUCCAGCAGUCUUAAGAGCAUCACACUGACUGCCCUCAGACCUGGAUCCACUGUAAUCUCAUGGUACAAUAGGUCUCUGUGUACAAGCACCAACAGAUCACUGAGCCUGUGCUCAAGAGAUGAAAUCCAGGAAGUGCUGAAUAAACUAAGAGUACCUGAUGGGAAUGUCAGCCCAUACUUUGCUGAGGCAAUGUUGCCAGAAUACAAAAUUGACAUAGUUGAGAAUGUUUCAUAUGGAGGAAUCUGCUUGCCCACUACAAAGCCAUUUAAUGGAUCCUUGACUUUAAACAGUACCUUCCCUACAUAUAAUGAAGAGAGCAAUUCCUGGAUUAGAAAUGUCUUGCUAAUUAGCUUAUGUGCAACCAUCAUGGUGGCUCUGAUAAUUGUUGCCCACCGUUGUAAAUAUCACAAGAAUAUUCUUGAAUCACGGUCUAUGACUUUUCAGGGAAGACCCUUAUUUGACUACGUUGACCUGGAAAUGGACAUGCUGAAACCCCGCAAAGCGCCUGUACUUCAACGGGAGGUUUCACCCUCGCCACAUUUAUGGAUACCCGUGCCACCUUCUUCCCAACAGCAACCUUGCAGGCCCAAUGUAACUUUUGUUGCCUCAAGACUGCCUCAGUCUCUACCGCCUUUCCAGCCUCCAAAAUAUCAACUCCCACCUCAUUACAAAGUAGAUAUUACUAGCCGCAGUGAUCAAGGCAAUAUUCACAGAAGAGAUUACCCUAAAUCUGGAUUAUACUAA